This is a messenger RNA of Brassica napus (rape), 2824 nucleotides long. RefSeq names its product putative pectinesterase/pectinesterase inhibitor 45. The record is from RefSeq and is a predicted model, not a curated record. Gene Ontology annotation, biological process: cell wall modification. Gene Ontology annotation, molecular function: pectinesterase inhibitor activity; pectinesterase activity. Bases 121 to 1947 code for a protein of 608 amino acids. Lineage: Eukaryota; Viridiplantae; Streptophyta; Magnoliopsida; Brassicales; Brassicaceae. The transcript has 3 exons.
CAAAACUCUCCUAGCCAAACCAGUUUUGUUGAUUUUUGAAGAAGUAAAAUAUCAAAGAAAGUCAACAAAAAUAAAAGUGAUCGUCUCCUCCAUUAAAAGAGAGAUAAACAAAAACAAAAAAUGGCUUUUCAAGAUUUUGACCUCAUUCAAGAACGCGUAAACGCUGACAGAAAACGUAAAUUCAGGAAGAAAAUCACCAUUGGAGUUGUCUCUACGCUUGUUGUCGUUGCUGUCAUUACAGGAGGUGCUUUUGCUUAUGUUACAUUUGGAAAAAAAUCACAAGAACCGGUGAAAGCCACAAACACAAACAGUAAAGCUAAAGGCUCAGAUAAAAGCUCCGAGAAGAGUACCGCUACUCCAAGCAAUAAACCACCAUCUUCUGCAGCAGCACAUUCUGAUAAGCCCGGCCAGGUCGAUAAGAUUAUCAAAGCACUUUGUAAUUCAACUCUUUACAAACCAAGUUGUGAGAAAACUCUUAAAAACGGGGCAAAGACAGCUUCUCCUCUGUCUGAUCCUAGGAGCCUCUUAAAGUCUUCAAUAAAAGCAACCAAUGAAGAUCUAGUGAAAGGUUUCGAAAAGGUUUUGAAACUCAAAACAGGGAACAAAGAUGAAAAAGACGCUUUAGCGCAGUGCAAGUUGCUUGUGGAUGAAGCUAAGGAAGAACUUAACACCUCUAUGAAAAGAAUCAACGACACAAAGGUUAACAGCUUUGCGAAAAUAGCUCCUGAUUUAGACACUUGGUUAAGCGCAGUCAUGUCGCAUCAAGAGACAUGUCUCGAUGGGUUUGAAGAAGGGAAACUCAGAACUGAGAUACGUAAGAACUUCAACUCUUCUCAAAUGAUGACUAGCAACUCUCUGGCGAUGAUCAAGUCUUUAGAUGCAUAUCUUUCUAAGGCUACAAAGGUGAAAACGAGACAUCUUCUUGAAUCAAGAUCGUCUUGGUUAGGCAACAAGGAGAGAAGGAUGUUAAAAGCUGUUGAUGUGAAGGCUUUGAAACCUAAUGCUAUAGUGGCUAAAGAUGGUAGUGGAAAUUUCACAACCAUAAAUGCUGCACUUAAAGCAAUGCCUGCUAAGUACAAAGGAAGAUAUACCAUUUAUAUAAAACAUGGAGUUUAUGAUGAAUCUGUGAUUGUUGACAAGAAGAAAGCUAAUGUUACAAUGGUCGGUGAUGGAUCGCAGAAGACGAUCGUGACGGGAAACAAAAGCCAUGCAAAGAAAGUCCGUACGUUCCUCACAGCCACAUUUGUGGCACAAGGAGAAGGAUUCAUGGCACAUUCCAUGGGGUUCCGGAACACGGCUGGACCUGACAAGCACCAAGCGGUCGCCAUACGUGUCCAAUCCGACCGUUCAGUUUUCCAAAACUGUAGAUUCGAAGGCUACCAAGACACAUUAUACGCAUACACGCACCGACAAUUCUACCGUAGUUGUGUCAUUGUCGGAACAAUAGACUUCAUAUUCGGUGACGCGGCCGCCCUAUUUCAGAACUGUAACAUCUUUAUCAGAAAAGGAGUACAAGGGCAGAAGAACACGGUGACGUCUCAAGGGCGAGUGGACAAGUUUCAGACAACAGGCUUUGUGAUUCAGAACUGUACAAUUGCUCCAAACGAAGAUCUUAAACCUGUUAAAGCUCAGUUCAAAAGCUACUUAGGUCGGCCGUGUAAGAACCAUUCUAGAACAGUUGUGAUGGAGUCCACGAUCGAGGACGUGAUUGAUCCUGUUGGUUGGUUGAGAUGGCAAGAGACGGAUUUCGCUAUUGGUACAUUGCUUUACGCGGAAUACAAAAACGAUGGUCCAAGCGGAAAAACUACUUCUAGGGUUAAAUGGCCUGGAUUUAGGGUUAUAAACAAGGAAGAGGCCAUGAAGUAUACAGUUGGACCAUUCUUACAAGGGGAUCCAUGGAUUCAUGAUAUGGGGUCUCAGGUUAAGUUUGGUCUUUAUGAUGCUUGAUGCUUGCAAGUUUGUUGUCUUGCUUCUUUUCGUUUAAACAUGCGGUGGAGAGUAAAAGUGUAGCUUGGAGUGCAAGGUAAUAGAAUGUGAAUAUAUAGGUGAGGUGAAAGUGAUAUCUACUCAUACAUUUGACAUGAAACAUGUUUAAACUUUAAAGGCGUUUCUUGAUGAAUGAUACUCCUGAUGAUAACAAUGGAUGCAGAUAUAACACAACUUGCAUUGGUGUGGUGAGUGAAUAUCAUUGAUAAUAGUCACUUACUUUUUAAUCUUGGUAGUAAGUGAGAUGAACAUAUAAACUAAUAUGGUAUACCAAAGUUCUUAACUUAUCAAAGAAGCCUUAAAACGCAAAAAAAGAUCAACAUCACCAAAUGAAAAUUGUGCACAAGGGAGAUAAGAAGGUUGCAACCUGCCUAAAUCAUGGAAGCAAGUGAAAUCAUGCAUCGUUGGUUAUUUCUGUUGGUGUGAUUAGAUGAGUAAUAUUAAUAAUAGUCACACCAUUGCUUAAUAUACAAAGGUUGAACCGUAGCUAAAUUGGGCCAAAGCUAUUAACCUAUAGAAGAAGCCUUGUAGUUUUAUAGUUAGUGUCUGUUUUUUUUUUUUGUAUAUUUUGGUAGUAAGUGAAACUAAUAUGCUACCAAGGCUCUUAAAUUAAAUUAUAGAAGCCUUGAAACGCUAAAGGUCAACAACAUCAAAUGAAACUGUGCACAAAUGAGAUCAGAAGGUUGCACAAUCUGACUAUAUCAUGGAAGCAAGUGAAAUCAUGCAUCUUUGAUGAUUUGCAAAGUGAGUAUUUAGUUCCUUCAAUUCGGUUUCUAUCUUGCAUCCCAUUUAUUUUUCCUCAUUCAAAGAGUGCCUCCACAAUCUUUAUAGGCUUUUA